Messenger RNA from Aspergillus neoniger CBS 115656, 1173 nucleotides. RefSeq names its product putative peroxisomal membrane protein receptor Pex19 (gene pex19). Gene Ontology annotation, cellular component: peroxisomal membrane; peroxisome. Gene Ontology annotation, biological process: protein import into peroxisome membrane. The transcript has a single exon. Bases 115 to 1101 code for a protein of 328 amino acids. NCBI's taxonomy places the organism in Eukaryota, Fungi, Ascomycota, Eurotiomycetes, Eurotiales, Aspergillaceae. The record is from RefSeq and is a predicted model, not a curated record.
CCACGACGACUGCCCCAAACAAUGCCCCCUCAGCAGAGAACCCCGCGCAACAACAGCGCACGAACAACAACGAUGACGAUGACGAUGACGACGAAUCAGAAUUUGAUGAAUUAGAUGGUACUUCUAUACACUCUCUUUCUUCAAUUCCGAUGUAUAUUGUUAUCUAACAAACAAUGUAAUAUAACAGAGGUCCUCGACGACUUCAAACCCAAACCAUCCCCCGCCCCCGCCAAACCCGAUGCCGCACAACCAUCUGCCCCCGAUGACUUCGACGAGGAGGCCUUCCUCCGCCAACUCGAACAAGAUAUGGCGAAUAUGAUGGGCGGUGGUGGCGGCGCCAGCAAUGACGCUGCUGCGGCUGCGGCUGCGGCUGGCGCCACCGAUACCAACGAUGGCGGCCUCGACAAAGACGCCGAGGCAUUCGCCAAGAUCCUCGAGGAAAGCGGAGUCUCGCCGUCCGACUUUCUGAAACAGCUCGUCGGAGACGUCAUGAUGAAAGGCGACGACGAUAACAGCACUACGGCCGCCACCGCGGGCUCUUCAGCAGCACCAGCACCAGCAGCAUCAUCAACGCCAUCAACAAGUGGCACCGCAGCACCUGAAACCUUCAAUGACACUAUCCAGCGCACAAUCGAACGGAUGAAAGAAUCCGGCGACAAAGCCACAGCGGCAGCCUCGGAGGACGACAUGUCGGAUGAUCUGGUAGCGCAACUCAUCAAGGCGAUCGAGGCGGGGGCAUCGUCAGGUGAAGGUGGUGACGAGGGGGAUCUGACGAAGAUGUUCAUGGGCAUGAUGGAGCAAUUGUCGAAUAAGGAGAUCUUGUACGAGCCAAUUAAGGAGCUUGACACGAAGUUUGGGCCGUGGAUCAAGGAGAAUAAGGGCAAGGGCAAGGUGUCGGACGAGGAUAUGGCAAGGUAUGAGAGGCAGGCUGGAGUGGUCAGGCAGAUUGUGAGUAAGUUUGAGGAGAAGGGGUAUUCGGAUGAGGAUCCGAAGUGUAGGGAGUACGUGUGGGAGAAGAUGCAGGAGGUAAGCCCAUCCCAUUGCGAUCAUUUGUCGUGCUGUUCAGUACUAACUCGGGUUCUAGAUGCAAGCUGCGGGUAACCCGCCUGAUGAGCUGAUUUCUGCUCCUUGGAUGGAGGAUCUUAAGGGUCCGGGUGGUGGUGCUGGCGCGGG